Cercocebus atys (sooty mangabey) is the source of this 907-nucleotide messenger RNA. RefSeq names its product golgin subfamily A member 8B-like. Gene Ontology annotation, cellular component: Golgi cis cisterna; Golgi cisterna membrane; cis-Golgi network. Gene Ontology annotation, biological process: spindle assembly; Golgi organization. Lineage: Eukaryota; Metazoa; Chordata; Mammalia; Primates; Cercopithecidae. The record is from RefSeq and is a predicted model, not a curated record. The transcript has 6 exons. The coding region runs from base 233 to 907 and encodes 224 amino acids.
UGCUGGGAUUACAUGCUCCUCUUCCAACUCCUCCUCUCUGCAUGCGCCUCAGAGCCAGUACCAAGAACUGGAAGUAGCCCUGGACUCAAGCUCUGCAACAAUCAAUCAACUCAAUGAAAACAUAGAAUCAUUUAAACAACAGAAGAAACAAGUGGAACAUCAGCUGGAAGAAGUAACAUGGUGUUUUGUUUUUUUUUUCUCACGAUAUAAAUGCUGGGUUUGGGGGGAACUCAUGACUGCUACAUUUGGGAGGCACUCAAAUGUAGAGGUGCCAGUCUCAUGUCGCCCACUCCCAGCCUGGGGAAGAAGGCUCACCCCUCAGAUUCUACCCAUCCUUCCAGGUUAUCCCCCGGUAACCUGGUCCCAUGGGUGGGCCUGUCCUGGGGCAUUGGUGGCAUGCUGGGGGCAUGUCUCUUGCUGUGCCAUCGCUGCCUCCCCCAGUGCUUGCUUGGCUUUUCUCCCAAAGGUUCAAUUCCAGACAAUCAACAUCCUCGUGUUGGAAAAGGCAGACUUGAAGACCACAGUUUACCAUACUAAACGUGCCGCCACUCCCUUCGAGGGAGAAUCCAAGGAUCUGACCAGCCACCUGCAAUAUUCCUUGCAGCGUAUUGGAGAGUUGGAGCGGGCUCCCUCUGCUGUCUCCAUGCAGCAGCAGGAAGAGGACAGGAACAGUGAGAACAAGAGCGCACUGCAGUUGGAGCAGCAAGUAAAGGAGCUGCAGGAGAAGAAGCUGAGCGAGGUGAAGGAGAUGGUAACCAUCCAAAGGAAGGGCUGGGAGGCGCGGCAGCCAGCCUUGGGGAAAGGGAGGUGUGAGGCCAAAGGCAGCUCCAGCCUGGGGGCAGGGAUGCCAGCACCCUUCAGGGCCAGUCCUGGUGACUGUUUCUUCUUCCUGCCCUCUGACCUUUAG